This is a messenger RNA of Symbiodinium sp. CCMP2592, 471 nucleotides long. NCBI's taxonomy places the organism in Eukaryota, Dinophyceae, Suessiales, Symbiodiniaceae. The record is from the annotation of a GenBank genome assembly.
AUGAGCGAGAGCUCUCAGCUCGCUGUCUCCGAGGGCGUCUGGCUGGCUGCGUGCCCUGUUGGGAGGGUACCCGCGCUCCGCGCCUUUGCCAAGGCCCCUCGGCUCAAGCGACUCGCGCUGUUGGUCGCGGCCCACUUGUUGGGCGAUGAGGUCGGGGGCCUGCGCUGGCUUUUCCGAUUCCUGGCGCGAGAUGCCUGGUUGGUGGAGGAGUCAGUCUUCGCCUCGGCCUUGUUGGAGGCCGGCGAGGAGCUUCCAAAGGACUUUUCGAUGCUCUUCCGAUGCGCUGAUCUUUCAGGCAGGGGGGGUGCGGUUGCACAAGUGCAGGGCAUGUCUCUUCCAGAGGUUCCCUGCAGAUAUCCCGUGGCGUUAUGGCGUCUCACGCUGGUGCAUUUCAUGUCGCAGUACUCCGCUCAUGCGCACGUGCACGAGCGCGCACGCUUGAUGCAUCUUGACGCAGCCGCGUUGAUUUGA